AUUCGUAGUUUUGGUCACCUGGCGCCGCGGGUCGUGGUUGGACUGACUGCGGGUAGGAGGAGUACCGGAGGGGGCCGGGCCGGAUUGGGCCCCGCUUGAGACGGGACAGUGGGGACCCGCCGCUCUGGGAAGGUCCGAUGAGUUCCGUGGCUUUUUGCAGGGUUUGCUGUCUUAUCACUUGAAGGCAGAACUCCGGAAAAGUCAGCACGUGCUGGAGAAAGAUGAGUUCGAGCUUGACCGCGAGUCAAGUCAGUGACGCCGAGGCAGGAGCCUGGAUGGCAGCUGAGAAGUCUAGGGUCGCCGCGCCAUCUCUGCGUGAUGGACUUUUGAUAGUGAAAGUGGAGGAAGACUCACCCGGAGGUCGGGAGUCGGACCUGCCCGCGGACUGUCAGGAUUCCGAAAAGUCGCGGCAGCAGUUUAGGCGGUUCCGUUACCAGGAGGUGACUGGACCCGAAGAGGCGCUAAGCCGGCUCAGGGAACUUUGUCGCCGGUGGCUGAGGCCUGAGAUGCAUACGAAGGAGCAGAUCCUGGAGCUGCUGGUGCUGGAGCAGUUCCUGAGCAUCCUGCCCCAGGAGCUCCAGGCCUGGGUGCGGAAGCACUGCCCGCAGAGCGGGGAGAAAGCUGCGGCCGUGGUGCGCGCUUUUCAGAGAGCGCUUGAUGGGGCCUCUCCCCAGGAGUUGGUGAAGAUUGAGAAUGUGGCUGUGUCUCUAAACUGUGAGGAGUGGGAGCCUCUGGACCCAGCUCCGAGGGAGUUCUGCUGGGAGAGCGCACAGGAGGAUCAUAGGACCUCGGUCUCACUGGUCUCGCCGAGUUUGGAAACCAGAACCGAGAACAAAGACUUUAUUCCAAAACAAGAAAUUUUAGAAGAAGUAGAGCCUCAGGGGCAGCUACAAGAAGGGUCCCACAGGAAGGCUCCCCCUGGAUGUAGUGAUACUGGUGAGAUAGGGGUAGAAAAGCAGUCAAGAAAUCCCUCAUCAUUGAAACUGGAAAAUUCUCCUGAAGAGGAAGGACUCCCCAGCACCGCAGAUCUCAAGAAUGGUCCCACGGAGGAGGGAGACUUCAGACAUGACCAACUUGGGAACAGGGCCAGAAGUUCAAACUCUGUUCUUUGUCAGCACGUGCAGGCCACAGGGAGGCCCGUCGACCACAAUGACCUGGGGGACAGUUGUACACAGAGUUCAGAGCCGGUAAAGCAUCACACAGUGAAACCUCCCCGCUCCUUUGACAGUGAGGAACAGCUCCACAGUGCAGACCUCUUUAAGACCCAGCGACAGUUCCGUGAAGAAAGGCCAUAUAAAUGCGGGAACUGUGAGAAGAGUUUCAAACAGCGUUCUGAUCUUUUUAAACACCAGAGAAUCCACACGGGGGAGAAACCCUACCAAUGCCAGGAGUGCGGGAAGCGCUUCAGUCAGAGCGCUGCCCUGAUCAAACACCAGAGGACGCACACGGGCGAAAAGCCCUACACCUGCCCUAAGUGUGGGGACAGCUUCCGGCAGAGCUCCCAUCUCACCCGGCACCAGAGGAUCCACAUAGGAGAGAAACACUUCGAGUGUCACGAAUGCGGGGAGACCUGCCGUAUUUCCAACCGUUUUAGACAUCAGAGAAUUCACAAAGGGGAGAGACCCUACGCGUGUGAAGAGUGCGAGAAGAGCUUCAAACGGUGCUCAGACCUCUCUAAACACCAGAGGAUCCACACUGGGGAGAAACCGUACGGGUGUUCUGUGUGUGGGAAACGCUUCAGCCAGAGUGCAACCCUCAUUACGCACCAGAGGACUCACACUGGAGAAAAACCUUACAAAUGUCUUGAAUGCGGGGAAAGCUUUAGACAGAGUCCACACCUUAUCCGACACCAAAGGAUCCAUAGAAAUAAAGUCCCACCGUUUUGACAUGGCUGCUGCUUGGGCUGUUUUGGGGUGUGUGUGUGUGUGUGUGUGUGUGUGUGUGUGUGUGUGUGUUUUCUGUUGUCCAGAAACGACAUUCUUUGGCAUUUGGAGUAUGUCAGUCAUUUGUGGAUCGUAUUUCCACGGGCAUCACACCCAAGAUAGAUCAGUCAGUAGGUCUCAGUACCUACUCUGAACAUCACUGUGAAGCAGGAAUGUGUAAGCGGGGAGCCCUUCCAAAGGAUGAGGGGGUCCCAUGGAAGGGCCUCCCGACGACAUCAAAGGCUCACUUGUAACAGUUCUGUCCUGGUCUCUUCUCUUUUCUUACCUCUGCUUUCAGACCAAAUCUUGCCCACUCCACUCACUGCCCUGAGAAAUGUUUGUGACACUUAGAAUUGUCUUUCUGCUUUGAUGGUGGACAGGAUUUCAAAUACAUGAUGAUCCAAAACACCGUGUAAAGUUUGGUACAUACAAGACACACUCUAUAUUUUUUGCUUUUUUAAAAAUGAACUUUGCAGAGUUUCUCUUUCUUCCCCAUUCUAGGGGUUCCAUUUUAUAAGUCUUGUUGAUUUCUUUUCAAAAGAGAGGCAAAGGGAAACCCCACCCAAAUACACCUACAAAUUCCCAUCAUUGUAUCCUU
Messenger RNA from Panthera uncia (snow leopard), 2520 nucleotides. RefSeq names its product zinc finger protein 394 (gene ZNF394). NCBI's taxonomy places the organism in Eukaryota, Metazoa, Chordata, Mammalia, Carnivora, Felidae. Gene Ontology annotation, biological process: regulation of transcription by RNA polymerase II. The transcript has 3 exons. The record is from RefSeq and is a predicted model, not a curated record. Bases 222 to 1886 code for a protein of 554 amino acids. Gene Ontology annotation, molecular function: DNA-binding transcription factor activity, RNA polymerase II-specific; RNA polymerase II cis-regulatory region sequence-specific DNA binding.